Molecule: messenger RNA, 564 nt
Organism: Haliotis rubra (blacklip abalone)
Lineage: Eukaryota; Metazoa; Mollusca; Gastropoda; Lepetellida; Haliotidae
Exons: 2
Coding region: 1-564 (187 amino acids)
Cellular component (GO): extracellular region
Molecular function (GO): cytokine activity
Source: RefSeq, a predicted model, not a curated record
AUGAACAGUAUGUAUGUGAUGAGCUCCUUGGUCCAGUGUGGGUUGGUGUUCGGCGCCCUGUUUCACACGACUUCUGCUGUAUCUGUGCGUGAUCGGUGCGUGGACCCGCCUGACCUGGCAGCCAGACUGUCUGUCAAUAACCCUCAUCUCCCACCCAGUCUAGAAACAGCGUACCCCACACCCCGACCCAGCCUACCCCUGUCUACCGACUGCCCGUCACACGUCCCUACAACCGGACCUAUCAGCGACCGGAGCAACUGCCCGUGGUUUUACGCACCUCAAACAGACACCUCCAGAUUUCCCAGCAUGCUGCUCCGGGCGGAGUUAAAAUGUGGAUAUUUCUGCAGACAGCCGAAACGAAACGGCCGCCUGGUUGAGAUGACGACAGGGAGAUGUGUGCCUAUAUUCGACACGGUGAGGGUGUUGAGGCACGAGGGGUGUGUCUCCGGCGUCAAGCAGUACAACAUGACGGAAGAGCAGGUGCCUAUCGCGUACACGUGCGUGUUCCCCAUCGUCAGGGGGAGCGGGACUCUACCACACAGUAUCUAUGGCUUCGCGGAGUAG